AUGGCUCCGUGCCCCAGCCUGCCCGGUGGACCCGGCACAGUGGCCGCCUCAGCCCGGCUACCCCAGGAGGCCAGUGGGCACCCUGGGGACGCCACGUUGCUAGGACACGCCCAGUGUUGCAGGAGUCACUGGCUGGGUCCCCUUGAGGAGCCACACUUGGCAGCGGGCCGCACUGCCACCCCCUGGAACUGGACCCUAGAUCCCUCCGGGGACUGGUACUACAGGUGGAUCAACCUCAUGGCACUGCCCAUCCUCUACAACUGGGUCGUCCUUAUCCUCAGGUGCUGCUUCCCCGAGGUGCAGGAGGCACACAAAGGGCUAUGGCAGGGCCUGGACGGGCUCAGCGACACGCUGUACCUGCUGGACAUCGCCGUGCAGCUCCACACAGGUUUCCUAGAGGACGGGAUCCUGGUGCAGGACAAAAGUCGGACGCAGCGGCGCUAUCUGGGUUCCUGGACCUUCCGCUGUGAUGUGAUGGCCGUGCUCCCCACUGAGCUGCUCUGUCUGCUCCCAGGGGUCCCAAGGGUCCCAGGGGUGCCAGCAGCACGUGUCAACCGCUGCCUACGGGUGCCGCGACUCUUCGAGGCCUUUGACCGGUGUGAGACACGCACAGGUUGGCCCAACGUGUUCCGCGUGGCCAAGCUGAUGUUGUACCUGCUGCUGGGCAUCCACUGGCAUGGCUGCCUCUACUUCGCACUGUCAGCACACCUGGGGCUGGGCACUGACCCCUGGGUCUGCCCCAGCUUCCCCCAACUCUUGCGUCGCUACCUGCACAGCUUCUAUUUCUCCACACUGGUCCUGGCCACAGUGGGUGACACGCCGGCACCGCAGCGUGAGGAGGAGUUCCUCUUCAUCACUGCCGGCUUCCUCCUGGCCGUGCUGGGCUUCGCCACCAUCACUGGCAACAUCAGCACCGUCAUCGUCAAUCUCAGCGCAGCCGAUGCCGCCUUCUACCCCGAUGCGCGGCCGGUGCAGCGGUACCUGCGGGCGCGGGGCACGGGCGGGCAGCUGGCAGAGCGUGUGACGCGCUGGCACCGGCACCUGCGGGCACAGCGCAAGCUGCCGGUGGAGCAGGCGGUGCUGCGGUACCUGCCGCGGGGGCUGCGGGCCGAGGUGGCCGCCGGCGUGCACCUGCCGGCUCUGCGGCGCGUCGGGCUGUUCCGCGGCUGCGAGCACGGGGUGCUGCGGCAGCUGGUGCUGCACCUGCGCCCGCAGGUCUUCGGCCCUGGUGAGUUUGUGUGCCGGCGCGGCGACGUGGGCCGCGAGAUGUACUUCAUCCGCGAGGGCCACCUGGCCGUGGUGGCCGAGGACGGUGUCACGCAGCUGGCUGUGCUGGGCGAGGGGCUCUACUUCGGGGAGAUCAGCCUCAUCAACAUCAAGGGGAACACGGCGGGGAACCGGCGCACAGCCAACAUCCUGAGCAUCGGGUACUCAGACCUAUUCUGCCUGGGCAAGGAGGACCUGGAGGAGGUGCUGGCCGAGUUUCCCCGUGCCCGUGCUGCCAUGGAGGCCAAGGGUCGGGAGCUGCUGCUGCGCAUGGGCAAGCUCAACACCGGAGCUGAGGCAGCGGCAGCRGCGGCCGAGGCUGAGGCUGAGCAGCGGCUGCAAGGGCUUGAGAUGGCCCUGGAGGGGCUGCAGACACGGGCAGCCCGACUGCUGGCACAGCUGGAGGCCAGCACCCUGCGCAUGGCCCUGCGCAUCCAGCGCCUCGAGGGGCGGCUGCACCUGCAGCACCAGCGAUGGGACAGAGCAGCCGGGACAGCUGGGGCAGCCGGGACAGCUGGGGCAGCAGGAGCAAGCCCCAGGCUCCCCCCGCCGCCGCCACCGCCCCCCGCCCCUGGCCCGCCCCGCGCCGGGCGCCGCCUCCGCUUAUCCACCGGCGGCUCCGAGCGGAGCGGAGCCUCGUCCCUCCCGGAGCCUCCCGGUGCCUGA
Messenger RNA from Malurus melanocephalus (red-backed fairy wren), 1932 nucleotides. It is a transcript of the gene CNGA4, whose product is annotated as cyclic nucleotide gated channel subunit alpha 4. Gene Ontology annotation, molecular function: protein-containing complex binding; cGMP binding; intracellularly cAMP-activated cation channel activity. Gene Ontology annotation, biological process: monoatomic cation transmembrane transport. Gene Ontology annotation, cellular component: plasma membrane; intracellular cyclic nucleotide activated cation channel complex. Lineage: Eukaryota; Metazoa; Chordata; Aves; Passeriformes; Maluridae. The record is from RefSeq and is a predicted model, not a curated record. The transcript has 6 exons. Bases 1 to 1932 code for a protein of 643 amino acids.